Messenger RNA from Entamoeba invadens IP1, 852 nucleotides. RefSeq lists its product as hypothetical. The record is from RefSeq and is a predicted model, not a curated record. Bases 1 to 852 code for a protein of 283 amino acids. The transcript has a single exon. Lineage: Eukaryota; Evosea; Mastigamoebida; Endamoebidae.
AUGUCGAUCAACAAUUUUCACCGCCUUUGUACUCUUGCGACAGAAAAUGCCCUUCAGAAAAACAGACUAACUCAGCAAGUCAAAAAGACAUUUAUCAACUCAAAAGGGCGGUUGUGUAUAAUUGACCUUACUGAAGAGAGUGAACCUAAAAACCCUCAAAAAUUUCAGCAACCUGUCCAUCAAAAAAAUCCAGUAAAAAUUGGGACAAGGCUUGAACCAGUACCAACAAAAACAAUAGAACCACAAACAACUGAGGUAUCAAAAUACGUCUUAGAAGCAUAUAAAGACGACUUGAGCCUUUUUCAACAGACGUUUGGAAACUUUCCGUUUGAGACGAACACGAUUAAAGGAGAGCUUCGUGUUUUUCUCAAAACAUACUGCAACACCUUUUCUGAUGGAUUCAUCAACGUGUUCAGUGGGGUCUUUCUGGACAACUUGGUGAAGAAGGGACGGUGUGUGGAGUGCUGGGCAGACGAGUUAAAAAUGAACUUGACACAUCAAGUUCUCCUCACCGUCGCAAAUUUGUUUUUGAAGUAUCUUGAACCUCGGUUCAAACCUUUUGUUGAUGGGAUUUACUUAGUGGAUUACUCUCGAGAAUUUAUAAAAGCAAUCAAUACAAAGGGCUUCAAUGCCCACGCGUUUGUGAGGAAGUUACCAUAUAUGGCAGAGUGGUCUGUGGUGUGCGACUUCACACUCCUCAAAAUAUUGGCGACGUGUGGCAUCGACUUAAAAUUGAUAAUGGAAAACAAGGUCAUUGGAUAUCAACUCUUUACAUUACAACUCACUAAAACACAGCAAAUAUCCUUUAUCGUAAAUCGAAUUUCAGAGUUAAAGGUUGCUUUGUGUGAGUAG